Molecule: messenger RNA, 1139 nt
Organism: Klebsormidium nitens
Lineage: Eukaryota; Viridiplantae; Streptophyta; Klebsormidiophyceae; Klebsormidiales; Klebsormidiaceae
Source: the annotation of a GenBank genome assembly
CAGCGAUGCAGUGCUCAACGCAGCUACCUACUACGGUACAGUACCAUGCAGCAUUGGCGCAGGGGCUGUACGUCUCCUGGGGACAGAAUUAGUAGCGGGCGUAGACUUGAAACUGUGUGGUAUGAACCCAGUUCUCAAUCGUGCCCCCUGCAAAUGCAAACCCUAACCCUAAUCUGAGGCCCGCCAGACUUCAGAACUCAGGGUUCGAGCUCAGGAGCAAGAAGUUCAAGGAGCUGAGGAGCUCAGGGGGUGAGCACUCUGGAGGAGCGCUGUUCAUAGUGCUACGGAGGUUUACAUCUGAUGGUUUCGUGUCGCCAGGUGUAUCCAGCUUAUCCUGAGCAACAUCCGACCCUGACUCCUGAGCUCAAUGAGGAAGCAAUGAGGUGAGCUCACAAAGUCGAGGCCAGAUCACUGAUCGAGCAUCGUCCUGAAGCAUGGCGAGCAAGCCGCCUGCGGCGGCCGCAGCGGCAGCUGCUAACACAACACCCAGGAAGCCCGGCACUCCCAGUGAAAAAACAAAACCUGCAGAUGCAAAGGGAAAAGGGGCCACAGAUAAGAAGGGCAAAGAUGCCGGAGACAAGGCAGGGGAGGGGGAGCAGGCUGCCCCCGAGCCUACCUCAGGUUCUGGAAAGUUCCACUAUCAGAACGGGGCCACAUAUGAGGGCGACUGGAUACUUGAAGCUCUGCCAGCAAAUGAGAGCGCGGCCCCAGCGGCGCCAGCAGUAGAAAAGGCGAAUGGGAGACGCUUUCGGCACGGGAGGGGAACUUUUGUGGAUGGGACUUAUUCGUACACAGGGGAAUGGGACCACGAUCAGAUGCACGGAAAAGGUAUGUUCGCUUAUGCGAGUGGUGCCAUAUACGACGGAGAGUGGGUGCGGAACAGGUACCAAGGCAAGGGGGCCUUCCGGUGGAAAGAUGGCCGGUCCUACACAGGAGACUGGGUCGAAAACAAGAUGCACGGUUCGGGCACAUACGUAGGUAAGGACGGCCACUCUUGGACGGGCCAAUUUUUCAACGGGUCAGGACCAGGUCUAACAUGCCACGUCUAGCAUAGGGGCAGAAUCUACGGACCCAAUCCUAGGCGGCAAUCUAGCAUGGGCUGCUACAUAGCAACUGCAGGCACUUCUCGUUUGAGUGGA